Molecule: messenger RNA, 2090 nt
Organism: Neltuma alba
Lineage: Eukaryota; Viridiplantae; Streptophyta; Magnoliopsida; Fabales; Fabaceae
Product: VAN3-binding protein-like
Exons: 7
Coding region: 45-1469 (474 amino acids)
Biological process (GO): auxin-activated signaling pathway; phloem or xylem histogenesis; leaf vascular tissue pattern formation
Source: RefSeq, a predicted model, not a curated record
GGCCGGAAACCGAGCCUUGGAGGCCUGACCCCUUUCAUUCCGUCAUGUUCAGGCCGCCGGAGACCCCGCGUGAGCCCAUGGAGUUCCUCUCUCGUUCAUGGAGCGUCUCUGCUCUCGAAGUCUCCAAGGCUCUCUCCCCUGCUCAGCUCUCGCUUGGAAAGUCCCCAAAUGGAGGUCUCAGCGGCUCCGCCGCCGGCGCUCACGGCGGUCCUAUUCUUGAAGACAUCGCCGGCGAAAUCGAAGAGAAUGCCACCGUUUCAGGAAACCCAUUCUCUUUUGCUUCCUCCGAAACUUCUCAGAUGGUGAUGGAGCGUAUUAUGUCACAGUCGGUGAGUGAGCUCACGCUUAGUGGAGCAGAGCAUCAGGAGGUAUCUCCACGCACUUCAGGCAGGCUCUCUCACAGUAGUGGCCCUCUCAACGGAACUCAGAGUUGUGGCUCCUUGACCGACAGUCCUCCUGUUUCUCCCUCGGAAAUCGACGAUGUCAAGUAUAACCGCCCCGCCAAUAACAACUUGAAUACCCAGUUCCGGCCAACCACCGUGGCUGGAAGUACUGUAGCGGUCCCCGCUGGUGGUGGGAAGACUGUCGGGAGGUGGCUAAAGGAUAGGAAGGAGAAGAAGAAGGAGGAAACCAGGGCUCAAAAUGCUCAGCUUCAUGCUGCCAUCUCUGUGGCCGGUGUUGCAGCUGCCGUCGCGGCCAUCGCUGCCGCCACGGCAGCAUCGUCCGGAGCAGGUAAAGAUGAACAGAUGGCAAAAACUGACAUGGCUGUGGCCUCGGCCGCAACGUUGGUCGCUGCUCAGUGCGUCGAGGCGGCAGAGGCCAUGGGAGCUGAGCGUGAUCACCUUGCGUCCGUGGUCGGCUCCGCUGUGAAUGUGAGAUCCGCCGGAGACAUCAUGACAUUGACUGCAGCAGCGGCUACAGCUCUACGUGGGGCAGCCACAUUGAAAGCAAGGGCCCUCAAGGAAGUUUGGAAUAUUGCAGCAGUAAUCCCUGUAGAGAAAGGUGUGGGAGCUAGUGGCAAUGGAAGCACCGGCAACUCGAACAGUAGCUUUAGCGGCGAAUUAGCCCCGGAAGAGAAUUUCUUAGGUAUCUGUAGCAGAGAACUACUAGCCAGAGGCUGUGAGCUCCUUAAACGAACUCGUAAAGGUGAUCUUCAUUGGAAAAUUGUGUCAGUUUACAUAAACAGGAUGAACCAGGUUAUGUUGAAGAUGAAGAGUAGACAUGUUGCUGGGACCAUCACAAAAAAGAAAAAGAAUGUGGUAAUGGAAGUGAUAAAGGACAUGCCGGCCUGGCCCGGCCGCCACCUGCUUGAAGGCGGUGAGAACCGGCGCUACUUUGGGCUGAAAACAAUGAUGCGAGGCGUCGUUGAAUUCGAGUGCAGAAAUCAAAGGGAGUAUGAUGUGUGGACUCAGGGAGUCUCAAGGCUGCUCUCUAUUGCUGCUGAAAGGAGUAACAAGAACAAAAUAUGAACUUUUUCUUCUGAAGGAAGGAAAGAUUGGAAAUUUUUGGCAGAAAUUGGAGGGAUAUAGGAUCCUCCGUGGUGGGGUCUGAUCAGUGUAAAAAGGGGCUAGAGAAAAAAAAGAAAAAGAAAAAGAAAAAAAAACUAAAGGCAUAGCUAUAUGGUCUAGAGAUGGGGUCUUCUUCAAUAUUGUGGAACAUAGGUAUGAAUAUGAUGAUGAUGGGGUUUUGUUUUUGCUCUUGUGUGUUAUAUUUUAGUGUGAAAUGGGAUAAAAAGUAAAGUGUAUGGGAGCCAAAGUGAAGAACACAAGCAUGUGAACUUAAGGGGAUGGUCUUUACUCUUUCACUGUUGAGGGAAAGAAAAGGGGUAUCUUGUACUGGGCUAGUCAAAAAAGAGAAAAGGGAAGAGCUCCACAUUUGGUGUUCCUUAAAGUAUUAAUAUUUUCAAGAUAAAGACAGGCACAAUACCCUGAUCCCAUGAAAGCAUUUUGUGUAAUACCAAGUGGGUUCUGAUGGUUUUUGUUCAAGGUUUUUUUGUUUAUGAUGUAGUAGCAGGAAGAGCCAUCAUUGGUUUGGACAAUGAUCUCCCCACUUUAUUAUUAUAGUAUAUGGUACUCAACAUUGUCUCUUUA